AUGUCAACAGAGAUAUUUAGAUUAAUAUCACCACUUUUGGAUGAUGUAUCAAAGGAGAGAUUGAAUCAAUUGAUUGCAUCAUCAUCAGUACAUGAUAAAGGUCAAGAUGAAGAAGAGAUAAUAUCAACAGCAGACGACAAAGAUAGUAGCAACAACAACAAUGCAGAAGAUUUCUAUAAUACCAUCUAUGAAUUAUUGUCUGAUGAAAAGGGAACCAUCAGAAAAUCAUAUGAUGAUAUUCUAUGGGAGUUUGUCAAUGAACUCAUCAGAGCUCUCGAUUCAUCAUUGCCAAACUCUGCAUUAUCCUAUGUUAAUUGGCAACUUGAAAUUACUAAUAGUAAGAUUUGUCAAUCAAUUUUAAAGAUAUUAAAUUGGAUAUCAUUAAAUGCAAGUCCAAGAGAAUUCUUAUUGAUCUUACAAGAGAUGGAAUCAUCUUCAUUCUUUAAUAUAUCAUUUUGUACAAGAUUGAUAUUGAUUGGUUUGGUUAAAGAGGCAUUAAAGAGAAUUGACAAGGAGAAGAGAUUCAGUUUCCUCGAAUCACUCUUACCAAACAUCUUAUCAACUUUAAACAAUGAUGUCAUUGUUGAACAACAACAAAAAUUACAACAUGCAAAAGAAAAAAAGAAAGCAGUAGUAGACGAAGAAGAUGAUGAAGAUGAAGAUGAUGACAAAGAUGAAGACGAUGAUGAUGAUGAUGAAGAAGAAGAAGAAGACGAUAGAUCAGUAAAGAUCAUUGGACAAGGGGAAGAAGAACAACUACAACAGAAAAACACCGAAUUUGAUACUAGAUGGGAAUAUCCACUAGCUUGUAUUAUAGAUUUUAUUUCAACCUUUAUUUCUGAUCUUAAUAUUCAAGUUCCAAUUGAAAAUAAUAAUAGUAAUGAUAAAAUGACCGAUGUAAUUAAACAACAACAUUUAUUCUUGAAUGCUAUAUUCCAAAUUAUGGCACAAAGUUCAGUUAUGAAUACACCACAACCCUUAAACUAUAAGGGUGUAUCUCUCAUCAAUGUUAUUGGCGAGAUGUUGAUGGGAUUGGGUGUGUCAUGGAACUAUGUCUUGACAACCGACCCUAGAUUACGUGCUAAACAAAGAGACAUUGAAUUGGAAGAUAUGUUUCUCGAACAAGGUUUGGAAGAUGAUGAUUUGGUAUCUGAAGGUGAAGAGGAAGAUGACUCUUCGACGACGGUCAUUAAAAAAUCACAACCUGCACAAAAGACUAGUGCAGUCGACGAAGAUGACGAUGAAGAUGAUGAUGACGAAGAAACAACAUCAUACGAAGUGAUUUAUGAUUUAGAUCUACCAUACAGUGGUAUUGGAUAUUACUUUUACAGUCUUCUUCUCCGUCCAUCAACUGUAUCUACAACCUUUUUAACUGGUAGUACUGCUGGCGGUGACACUACUCCACAACAACAACAACCACAACACUCACGUCUCCCAUCACCUCUUUCACCCAUGAGUAUGCUCUUGUCCAACCUUCCCUACCUCACUUCACUUUUACAAGAAUCCACCAACUACAAAUCUGGAUUCAAGGCAAUUCAAAUCAUUUCUUUCCUUCAAAAGCGUAUCAAACCAUCUUCCAUCUCUGUACCAUUAGAUUAUCUUGUGUCGAGUAAUGCAAGUAAGGAGUCAUCAUCAUCAUCAUUUGCAACAUGGAUGGUAGAUGAAUCACCAGUGAUGGUUGAACCAGCAUUUCACUUUUUACAACUAGUUCAAUGCACGAUUGCAUUUAUGAUUGAUAAUGCUUGGGGUGGCAACACGACCAAUUCCAUCACCAACAAUGCCAGUCAAAGCAGUAGCCACAUUACCGAUGAUGACAAGGCAUACUUUUUGUCGCCCAAGGUGUUGGACAUCCUCUCUAUCCCACUCAACCUCUCUACUUGCUCCAACGGUACUGCCAUACUCGAACGUAUGGAUGCACUCAUGAAUGCACUCAAUCUCUACCGUUACCUAUUGAUCCGUGACCAAAAGGAUCAAAAGACAGGUGUAUGGGCUAGAUCAAAGAUCAUUGGCAUCAGAGACCAAGUACUCGAUCCUCUUGUCUCCACCCUCGAGAAUCUCAAGACACAAUACCGUGACAGUGCCAACGGAGACCAAGAAUCCCUCAGAAAAGCUCUCAAACAAAUUAGUAAACUCGGUGUCGAUAAAAUGAGUAAUCAGGACAUUCAACAAGCUUCUCAAAUGGUCAUCAAUCAAAUUGAUAUGGUCAUUGAUAUUGUUCAAAGAAUUAAAGAAUUACAAAAAACUUUAGAUAAAGAUGAUAAUUAA
This is a messenger RNA of Cavenderia fasciculata, 2265 nucleotides long. RefSeq lists its product as uncharacterized. The transcript has 4 exons. The record is from RefSeq and is a predicted model, not a curated record. The coding region runs from base 1 to 2265 and encodes 754 amino acids. Lineage: Eukaryota; Evosea; Eumycetozoa; Acytosteliales; Cavenderiaceae. Gene Ontology annotation, molecular function: ubiquitin-protein transferase inhibitor activity. Gene Ontology annotation, cellular component: cytoplasm.